This is a messenger RNA of Pyricularia pennisetigena, 1608 nucleotides long. RefSeq lists its product as uncharacterized. The transcript has 3 exons. The record is from RefSeq and is a predicted model, not a curated record. Lineage: Eukaryota; Fungi; Ascomycota; Sordariomycetes; Magnaporthales; Pyriculariaceae. Gene Ontology annotation, molecular function: heme binding; iron ion binding; oxidoreductase activity, acting on paired donors, with incorporation or reduction of molecular oxygen. Bases 1 to 1608 code for a protein of 535 amino acids.
AUGGGUCUUGUGGAGGUUGUCCUGGACCAUGUCUCGGUCAAGUCUGUCGCGUUAUGGAUUGUUGGAUCAUGGAUUGUAUACUCGAUUGUGAAGAGGGUCACUGAAGACAUCAAGAUUCGCAAGCUCGGGGCUCACGCGGCACCAAUGCAAAGCGUGGUUCCUCUGGGUCUCGACAACAUCUUCUUGGCCGUCCGGGCAAGUAUGCAAAACAAGAAUAUGGAAAUGUGGAGGAGACACUUCUCCAACUCAAAGACGUACACUGUCGAGGGCCGCCUCUUGAAUAACCGCACCAUCCUGACAGCCGAUCCUGAGAACAUCAAGGCCAUACUGGCGUCGCAGUUUACAGACUAUGGCAAGGGGGAGCCCUUCCACAAGGAGUGGGAACCUUUUCUGGGCGACAGCAUCUUCGCUACCGAUGGCGAAAAGUGGCACACGAGCCGCCAGAUGCUGCGCCCGCAGUUCGUCAAGGACCGCGUCAGCGACUUGGAGUGCUUCGAGACUCACAUAAAGACCCUGUUCAAGGCGAUGGCCAAUGGCGCAGCCCUCAACGGCGAGGACCAGCACGUCGACCUGUCUGCAAUCAAUGGCAAAAAGUUUGAGAUCAGUGACCUGUUCUUCCGCUACACGCUGGACGUUACUACGGACUUUUUGCUCGGUUACGAUGCCAAGUCACUAUCUACUCCACGUACCGAGUUUGCCGAUGCCUUCAACGAGGUCCAGCGUGUGCAAAGCACCAUCACACGCUCCGGACCCUUGCAGCGUUUGGUUCCCAAGGGAUCAUACUACAGGGGCCUCAAGGUCAUGGACGACUUCAUCAAUCCCUUUAUCGACCGCGCCCUCCGCCUCUCCCCGGAGGAGCUGGCCUCCAAGACCAAGUCGGACCAUGGCUACACGUUUCUCCACGAGCUGGCCUCGUUCACGCGGGACCGCAAGGUGCUGCGCGACCAGAUCGUCGCCGUCCUCCUGGCGGGACGUGACACUACCGCCUCGACGCUGUCCUGGGCCAUAUACGAGCUCGGACGCCACCCGGAGUGCGUCAAGCGCCUCCGCCAGGAGAUCGCCGAGGUGGUGGGCUUCAGCCGGACGCCGACCUACGCGGAUCUCAAGUCGAUGAAGUACCUCCAGAACGUCAUGAACGAGACGCUGCGCCUCUACCCGGCGGUGCCCUUCAACGUCCGGCUGGCGCUGCACGACACCACGCUGCCCCGCGGCGGCGGGCCCGACGGCACGCUCCCGGUCCCCGUGCUCAAGAACACCCCCAUCGGCUACUCGACGCUCGUGAUGCAGCGCCGCAGGGACCUGUACCCGCCCGCCUCGGAGAACCUUGCUGAUCCGGACGUCUUCAGCCCCGAGCGCUGGUUCCACUGGCAGCCCCGGCCCUGGCAGUACGUGCCCUUCAACGGCGGGCCCCGCAUCUGCAUCGGCCAGCAGUUCGCCCUGACCGAGAUGGGCUACGUGCUCGUGCGCAUAUUCCAGCGCUACGAGCGCGUCGUCAACUACAUGGCCGAGGUCGACGGCGGCCACCCGACCCUCAAGGCAGACAUCGUCAUGCAGCCGGGCGACGGCGUCACCGUGGCGUUUUGGGAGGCGGAUAAUGAAAAGAUUUAG